Messenger RNA from Owenia fusiformis, 2133 nucleotides. The record is from the annotation of a GenBank genome assembly. Lineage: Eukaryota; Metazoa; Annelida; Polychaeta; Sabellida; Oweniidae.
GUUUAUGAAUAUGGCGGGAAAGUUCAUUUCAAAAACAUGGCGGAAAUGUCACACAGCGAUUACUUAUUUACUCGUGAAGAUGGGGGCUCUUUAUGCUUCCAUUUAGGCCCAAGUGAAGAAAGGAAGAGAUUAGCCCCUCUGAUAAGGCAUGGUGGAGGUGAGAUAUCUGGAAAGCUUAGGGCAGAUUCUAUAAAGUUGAUUCUACCUGGUUCUACAGCAAGUGAUGAUGGCUUUGUACUCUCUACUUAUAUAGAUGACUGUGUGGAGAAGAAUCACCUACUACCUAUGGAGAAAUACAGUGUGGAUAAGAAUGAAGUGGCACGUGAUAAUGAUGAUGACUUAGAACCAGCAAAUUACAUAGUGCAGGCUCCUUCGAGCAAGAGUAAAACUGGCCGGAGAGCUUACCUGUUAUCAGAAGACAUCAACAUUAUAAAGUUCAUUUGUGAGGAGCAUAGUCACAAUGAAGUGCGCGGUAAUGCCAUCUGGAAGAAAAUGCAGAAACUUGAGAUCACCAAGCAUCCAUGGCAAUCAAUGAGAGAUAGGUACAUGAAGAAAAUAUUGCCAAACAUCAGUUCAUACAGGAUUAAGUCACAAUGGAUGUCUUUACUUACCAACAUGCGUGAGGGAACUAAAAUAAAUGAUGAAGAUGGAACUUCAUCUAGAAAAUCUGGCAGCAAGAGAACCUCUGAUAAUGAUACAGAUGAUGGUGAGGUAGAGAUUAGCGAAUUUGGAACAUCUGGUGAUGAAACUGACAGUAUAAAUGAUGACAAUGAGUUCGAUAGACAACAUUUGAAAGUUGCUAUACCUGAUGAGGACCAAGAUCCUCAGGAAAAUAGUCCAGAUAUUGAUCAUAUUAAUGGAACUUCUACAUCAACAGGAAAUGCAUGUUCAAUUGUUAGUUCCAAAUCAAAAAAUGAUAGAACAUCACCCAAGAAAAGGACAUGUGAUAACGAGGAAAGUGCCAUUAGUGAUGAGGAUGAAUUUGAUCAGAUACUUAUUAAACAAGCAUCAAAUGCAGCAAAUGGUAAAGAAUUUCAUACAAAUACAAAACAAUCCCCGAAAAAGACAAAUGAAGCAAUAGACUCGCCUACCAAAAGAAAAAGGGGUCAUUCAAAGCAACCUACAUCUGUACCUGACAGCAUAGAUUCCCCUUCAAAAAGAACAAGGGCUCAAUCAAAAGUAGAAGAAAAUCAAAUUGACUUAAUUGAGUUUUCAACAAAUGAUGAUAUUUCCCCCAUGAGGACAAGGUCAAAAAAUGAUAAAGAUAAAAGUGGGAAUAAAUCCAUUGAAAAAGAAUCUCAGACUUCUCCUGAAAAGUCACCUAAAAAAACGAAGUCUCGGUCAAGUAAAAGAACCAGAAGUGGAGAUGUUUCUUCAAGUACGAGAAGCAAUAGUAAGGAUAAGAGAAGCAAUAGUAAGGAUGCUUCUUUUAAAAGAAGCAGUAGUGGUGAUGGCUCUUCAAAUAAGAGAAACAGAAGUAGGGAUGUUUCUUUAGUAGAACCACAUCAGUCAUCGCCAGAGAAAAGCAAACAAGAGCGUGGGAGAGCAAAGAGAAGGAGAGUUAUAGAUGAUGAAAAAGUUACUGAUCCUGAUGAGAGUACAAGUCAGGAUGAUAACAAUAGAGACAACAGUCAAUCACUUUUAGACACUCCCAAAGGAAGAGAAAGAAGGAAAAAUGCAAAGGGUGGGCUUCAGGAGUUUAUCAAUCGAACUGAUGAGUUGCAAUCACAAGUUCCAGACUCCCAGAUGCCUGAUUCACAACUAGAUGAUGAACUAAGUGAUGCUGAUGAUGUCAGUGAAAAAGAAAUGCAAAAAUCUUUACGGCUUAUUUCAAAAUUAUCAAAGAAGUUUAAGCUGACAAAAGAGACUGUUGGAAGAUUACUGUACAACUUCAGUGGAAGGGUGUCUUUACUCAUAGACUACUUACAGGGAGAGGAGGACUUCUCAGGUUGGAUAUCAGAUGAUGAUGCCAAGGUCCAGAGAGAAUUACACUGUGUGAAAUCUGAACCUUUUGUAUCAUGGUGCCAUCUAUCUCAGGAAAGGAAAAAGUGCUGUGUUUUGAUGAUAAAACUACAUGUGCUUCCCCAAGGCAAAGUUUUGCCUCGUGACUACUUACUAUCACCAAAAGGUUAA